AGGAAAUUGGAAAAUCUAUAAUGAAGGGUCAACAAACACCAAGUCGUUUUCCUAAAAUAAAUUAAUUUGAGACUCAGUUCUCUCAUUUAUCAUUGAGUAAUUUCUAAGAAUAAAAACAUAAUCCUACAAUUUGUAAGGGAAUGUUAAGUAUGAUUAAUCCUAAGCCUCCUUGUGAAAAUAAGAAAAUAAAGCAAUCUAGUAUAUAUAUUGAUGAAUAGGUCAAUUUGAAUAGAAAGCACAUUGUUUAAAGAGAUGUCCAUAAGAAGAAGGUUCUAGUUUUGAUUUAGAUUUGGCAGUGUUUAAAAUACGUCCAUGUUAAAGAUAAUGUGAACAUAAUUAAAAAUAAUGUCCAUAUUUCCAUUCUGAAAAUGAUUUAAGAAGGCCAGGAACAUACUAUAAAGCAGAAUUAUGUCCAUAUAAAGUAGAAUUAAAAGAAUGCCCUCAUGGUUACAGUUGUUGUAAAGCUCAUAAUCAAUAUGAAUUGUUAUAUUAAGAAGACAAUUAUAGAAAGUUAUUUUGUCCACAACCUCAAAAUUGUUGUUUUGGUAUGUAUUGUCCUUAUGCUCAUUUUGAAAAAGACAUAAAAUGUGACUUGAU
Molecule: messenger RNA, 597 nt
Organism: Paramecium sonneborni
Lineage: Eukaryota; Ciliophora; Oligohymenophorea; Peniculida; Parameciidae
Source: the annotation of a GenBank genome assembly